Phycomyces blakesleeanus NRRL 1555(-) is the source of this 1037-nucleotide messenger RNA. RefSeq lists its product as hypothetical. The record is from RefSeq and is a predicted model, not a curated record. Gene Ontology annotation, molecular function: ATP-dependent FeS chaperone activity; 4 iron, 4 sulfur cluster binding; ATP binding. NCBI's taxonomy places the organism in Eukaryota, Fungi, Mucoromycota, Mucoromycetes, Mucorales, Phycomycetaceae. The transcript has 4 exons. Bases 65 to 868 code for a protein of 267 amino acids. Gene Ontology annotation, biological process: iron-sulfur cluster assembly. Gene Ontology annotation, cellular component: cytosol.
CAUACACACACACAUAUAUAUAAAGAGAAGACACGGGAAAAGCCUUAUUUAACUCUCUUACACCAUGUCUGAAAUCAACCUGUCGAACAUUAAGCACAUUGUCCUUAUCCUUUCAGGAAAGGGUGGUGUUGGAAAGUCAUCGGUAACAACACAGCUUGCUCUUGGCUUAGUACAAAAGGGAUUCAAGGUUGGUGUUCUUGACAUUGACCUGACAGGUCCCAGCAUUCCUCGAAUGCUCGGUCUAGAUGGCAAGCAGGUUCACCAAGCUUCUCAGGGUUGGGUACCCGUAUAUGCAGAUGAGCAACAACGUUUGUCAUGCAUGUCAAUCGGAUUUUUGUUGAGCAGCAAAAACGAUUCUGUCGUUUGGAGAGGACCCAAGAAAAAUGCCAUGAUCAAACAGUUUUUACAGGACGUAUAUUGGGGUGAACUCGAUUACCUGCUGAUUGACACUCCUCCAGGAACAUCGGACGAACAUAUUAGCAUUGUCGAAUAUUUAAAAUCCUUUGAACCUGACGGUGCUGUUAUUGUGACCACACCUCAAAACGUGGCUAUUGCUGAUGUACGAAAAGAGAUCUCGUUUUGUCGCAAGGUUAAACUUCCUAUUCUCGGUGUAGUGGAAAAUAUGAGUGGCUUUGUGUGCCCUCACUGCGCAGAUUGUACCAACAUCUUCUCAUCGGGCGGUGGAGAGUCGAUGGCUAAUGAAUACGGAAUCGAUUUCUUUGGUCGUGUUCCAAUCGACCCAGGAUUCACUAGCAUGGUUGAGGCAGAAGGAGACGGCUCAUAUGUAAAGUCAUUCUCAAAGUCCAACUUGUUUCCUGUCUUCCAAGAAAUAUGUGACAAAGUAAUAACCAAGACGUCAAAGGCUUGAAUAACAGCACAGGCAACUCUAUAUAUGGGAAGAAAUAUGCUGAGCCCACUCUUGUACACUUUCUACUCAUUCUCGUCACGCACAACCAUUCAAAUAAAAAGUGGUGUGUGUAUAUAUAAAAUGAAAUAAAAUAAAAAUUGAAUAAAUGAAUGAAUGAAUGACUCCUCUC